Messenger RNA from Kickxella alabastrina, 768 nucleotides. RefSeq names its product serine carboxypeptidase S28-domain-containing protein. The annotation marks the transcript as partial. Lineage: Eukaryota; Fungi; Kickxellomycota; Kickxellomycetes; Kickxellales; Kickxellaceae. Gene Ontology annotation, molecular function: dipeptidyl-peptidase activity; serine-type exopeptidase activity. The record is from RefSeq and is a predicted model, not a curated record. The transcript has a single exon. Gene Ontology annotation, biological process: proteolysis.
AUGUCGGAGGACAACCAAGAUUUAGCUCUGUCAGCAGUACUGGCGGAUGCGUCGUCGCCAGAGCCUUUGCAGCAGGUCUCUGGCCAUAUUCGCCAGAGCAUCUAUCAAGAUUACUACUUUGAUCAGAAAGUAGACCACUUUGGGCUGCGUGACAACUCCACGUUCAAGCAGCGCUUCUACAUCAAUAGAGCUUCAUACGUUCCUGGAGGGCCAAUCUACCUGUUUAAUAGCGGAGAAACCCCGGCUUUACCCUCGUAUCUGACCGGCGGUCAGCCUUAUAUGUUAGCAAAAGCAACUGGUGGCAUGCUCAUCAUCAUGGAGCACCGGUACUACGGCACGUCGUAUCCAGUCAGCGACAUGUCCGGGCCCAACAUGUUAUACCUGACAAUUGAAAACUCGUUGGAGGACAUUGCACACUUUGUGCGCAACGCGCCAAAGUUUGUCAAGGACACUAUUGGCGUAACCAUUAGCCCGCAGUCCAAGUGGGUGGCCACUGGCGGCUCGUAUUCGGCCAACAUUGCCGUUUGGUUAAGGCAAAAAUACCCAGAGUUGUUCCACGCAGCGUAUGCGAGCUCUGCGCCAAUACUCGCACUUGCCGACUUUUACCAGUAUGAUCAGGUUGUCGGGCGCGCACUUCCCUGCGCCCAGAACAUCUCCGAUGCGAUUGUCACCCUGGAUUCCAUUUUGGACAGCAAAAACGAGUUGCUGAUCUACAGAUGGAAGCAAGCAUUUGGCCUGGAAGCGCUCAGUGACAACUCGGACUUUGCC